Artibeus jamaicensis (Jamaican fruit-eating bat) is the source of this 684-nucleotide messenger RNA. RefSeq names its product ES cell expressed Ras (gene ERAS). The record is from RefSeq and is a predicted model, not a curated record. The transcript has a single exon. The coding region runs from base 1 to 684 and encodes 227 amino acids. Gene Ontology annotation, cellular component: plasma membrane. Gene Ontology annotation, molecular function: GDP binding; GTPase activity; GTP binding. Gene Ontology annotation, biological process: Ras protein signal transduction. NCBI's taxonomy places the organism in Eukaryota, Metazoa, Chordata, Mammalia, Chiroptera, Phyllostomidae.
AUGGCGCCACCAAAGAAGUCUAAUGUGUUUGACCUGGGCCUGGGUACGUGGAAUGCAAGUGCCCAACAGGAGAACCACAGUGCUCAGGCACCUUCCAGGGCUGUUGGCAAGCUGCCCGAGUACAAGGCGGUGGUUGUGGGUGCAAGUGGUGUGGGCAAGAGCGCACUGACCAUCCAGCUGAACCAUGAGUGCUUUGUGGAAGACUAUGACCCGACGAUCCAGGAUUCCUACUGGAAGGAGGUGACCCUGGACCAAGGGAGCUGCAUUUUGAAUGUGCUGGAUACAGCUGGGCAGACCAUUCAUAAGGCCCUGCGUGACCAGUGCUUGGCUGCUGGGGAUGGUGUGCUGUGUGUCUUUGCCCUCGAUGACCCCUCAUCUUUAACCCAGCUGCAGCAGAUGCGGGCCACCUGGGGCCCUCACUAUUCCCGGCCCAUUGUUCUUGUGGGCAACAAGUGCGACCUCGUGACCACCAAAGGAGAUGUUCAUGCUGCUGCUAUAGCCCUCGCAAAGAGCUGGGGGGCCCCUUUCGUAGAGACCUCGGCUAAAACACGGCAGGGUGUAGAGGAGGCCUUCACCCUGCUCAUCCAUGAGAUCCGAAGGGUCCGGGAAGCUGAGGCAGCGUCAGGUGGGGCUAAGUCCCGGCACCAUAAGACCAUGUGCCACUGUGGCUGUUCUGUGGCCUGA